Messenger RNA from Microdochium trichocladiopsis, 1362 nucleotides. Its product is annotated as cytochrome P450. Bases 1 to 1362 code for a protein of 453 amino acids. Gene Ontology annotation, molecular function: heme binding; monooxygenase activity; oxidoreductase activity, acting on paired donors, with incorporation or reduction of molecular oxygen. NCBI's taxonomy places the organism in Eukaryota, Fungi, Ascomycota, Sordariomycetes, Xylariales, Microdochiaceae. The record is from RefSeq and is a predicted model, not a curated record. The transcript is spliced from 3 exons.
AUGUCUGUCUGCCAGUCCUGGUCCGUCCUGGUCUGUCCUGGUCUGUCUUGCACCGCGAGCCUCCUCCCCUUGUACUUAUCCUCGCGUGGGGACCCCGUUCGGCCCGAAGGCUUCCCCGCACUCCGGGCGCAUAGUUCGGUUUGGGGUAAGCCGGAGUCGGUCGGGGUCCCAGAACAACGUGGGGAAACGUGGAGAUCAAGCUCCUCACUAGGCCACACUGGGCAACAAUCCUAUUGCAGACACGGAAAGACUUGGUGCAAUCUUUCCCUGGGCAGUGGAAUCUGCCAUCGGAUCACCGAGGCUGCGGAUUGCGUGAUAAAGAAGAUACUGUCCAGCCAGCCGGGCAAGAUCCUCGAUAUUAAGGACGUCUUCAACUGCUACACGGGCGACGUCAUCUCCCGUUACGUUUUUGGCCAGAGCAUGGGCUUCAUCGACCAGGAGGGCUGGACGCCCAACUUUGCAACCUGGGUCAAGUCGUUUCUGCAGUCGGCCUACAUGAUGCGGCAUAAUGUGGUAGCUCGCAAGCUGGCGCAAUACAUCCCGCUCAUGGCGGACUACAUGGGUGAGGAUAUCGCCACUGUUAUGAAGCAGAUGAAUGUCGUCAUUCCGGGGUACAUCCAGGCUGCACUAGACGACCCGGACAACGGGCGCGUGUUUGCCGAGGUCCUGCAGAACAAGAGUCUUCCAGAUCAAUACAAGGACAUGUUCCACCUGUCUGGAGAAGGGUUCAAUUUUCUGCUAGCAGGGACAGAGACUACUGCAGCCAUUCUCACCGUCAUCACACACCAUCUCCUCGCUCAGCCAGCCAUCUACAAGCGGCUUAUGCAGACUCUUGGUGACACCUCUUCCUCCACGCCGGAAUGGUCCCACCUCGAGAACAACCCUUACUUCUGGGCCAUCGUGCAAGAAUCUCUGCGCAUCAUGCCGGGCGUCUCGCACCGCUCCGCGCGCAUUGCCAGGGAUGAAGAUCUGCACUACAAGAACGCGGCUGGCGACAUCGUCCACAUCAUCCCGCGUGGCACCCCAAUCGGGAUGUCCUCGGUGAUCAACCACAUGGAUCCUAGUCUUUUUCACGACCCGGAGGCGUUCAAGCCCGAGAGGUGGCUGCUGGAAGAUGGGUCACCAAACCACAAGCUUAAAAAUUACUUGCUGGCGUUUGGCCGGGGGAGUCGGGCUUGUAUUAGCGAAAAGCUCGCGAACUGCGAGAUUUACACACUGGCCGUGCGAAUGGCGUCGCGGGUUAUCCCACGCGCCACGCUGCACGAGCCUGGCAACCCGGCUGAGCAUUUUAAGUACGAUCACGACAUGAUUGUGCUGCAGACCAAGAACGGUCCCAUUAGCUGCAAAAUAAGCAUCUGCUAA